This is a messenger RNA of Leptosomus discolor (cuckoo roller), 1507 nucleotides long. The record is from RefSeq and is a predicted model, not a curated record. NCBI's taxonomy places the organism in Eukaryota, Metazoa, Chordata, Aves, Leptosomiformes, Leptosomidae.
AUGGCACUGAACACUGCAGCAAGAACUACCAAUGAAAUAAAAAACUUGCAGUACCUACCUCGAACCAGUGAACCCCGUGAAAUGCUAUUUGAAGACCGGACACGGGCCCAUGCAGAUCACAUAGGACAAGGUUUUGAACGCCAGACUACAGCUGCUGUGGGAGUGUUGAAGGCUGUGCACUGUGGAGAGUGGUCUGAGCAGCCUCGUAUAACCAAAGAUGUAAUUUGUUUUCAUGCUGAAGAUUUCUUAGAGGUAGUUCAGCGAAUGCAAUUAGACUUGCACGAGCCUCCACUCUCACAGUGUGUCCAGUGGGUUGAUGAUGCGAAACUUAAUCAGCUGCGAAGGGAAGGCAUUCGUUAUGCCAGAAUUCAGUUAUUCGAUAAUGACAUUUAUUUCAUCCCAAGGAAUGUUGUGCACCAGUUCAAAACAGUUUCAGCGGUGUGCAGUUUGGCUUGGCACAUCCGGCUCAAGCUGUAUCAUUCAGAGGAAGAACUUUCUCAAAAUACAAGUACUGUUGAAGCAGGGACCUCUGCAGACCCCAAGUCUUCGGUUAUCGGACUUCAGACUGACAGCAGAAUUUGUACGAUGAGCAAAAAUACCUCCGAAGACACCAAAUUUUCAGAUGUUCCGCAGACGAAGUAUCUGCAGCAGGGAUUUGUGCCGAUAAAAAAUGAACCUAUGACAUCUCACCGAAUAAAAGAAGAACCCAUGAAUGUUGAUCUUGCUGAAAAGACAGCGGCACCUAACGACGUCGGGGGCCAGAAUGUUCAGGCUAGGCUGGAUCACGUCGAAUUGGCGGCGUUCAAGUUGGAAAUGGAUCCUAAAUUUGAACCUGGCAACAAGGACUUAGAAGGCAAGUUAUGCCCUGGAGGUCACAUACAUCCAGAUGAUACAAGACAACAUAGUUCAUCAUAUCCAAAACUGCAUGGACAAAGAGAGGAUGAUUUUUUGUGCUAAAUUUGUAUAUAUGGUUUUAAAUUCCUUUUUAAACUUAAUGAUGUAAUAAUGUAAAGAUUCAUAAAUUCUGUGAGGCGAGUUUGUGACUUGCCUUCGCAUCUGUUACAGAAAAUAGUUAUGUAGCUUUGUAACAUUCCUCAGUGCCUGUCCAUAACUGUGAAGUAUCAAAGCACUUAGGGCCAGAUGCACUGUAAACACUGCAGGUUUAACAUAAAGAAGUCUUUAAAUAAUUUUGAGUUGUAGGUUUUAGAGUAGAGCUGACAUUUAACAUAUAUAUUUUUUGUAAGAUGAGCCAGAAUUCUUUUUGACAAUUCCAGGCUUUUCCAUAGAGCUUAUUUAUACCAAUUUUUUCAUUUUAAAUGUGUCAGCACUGUAGUGUAAAUAUCUUUUUUAAAAAUCUUUUUAGUGUGAUUUAUACUGAAAUGUGAGCCGCUUAAUAAAGGUUCAUAAUAACAGAUUGGUUUUAUUUUUGGGUCUGCAAAAUAUAAUUCAGUUAAACUGCCUCUCUAAAAGCUUAUGUUUCUACCUGCACUAACGCAUAGGAUGCCCU